AGAGUUUCAUUACACAAUCACACGCACCCCUAUAUAUAUAUAACAAACCACUACCUAUUCUCCUCAAUUCGCUUUUGCUUUCUUUGCAAGUCUUCCUUUUUCUCACAGGUGGGUGGUAAAUUUGCAGGUGAAUAUAUAUGGUUGAAGUGGGUAUUUUUCAGAUCACAAGUAACAGUUUCGACCCAUUUGCUGAGGCUAAAGAUAGAGAUGCCCCCGGGGCGAAGGAGUAUGUGCAUAUCCGCAUACAGCAGAGGAAUGGGAAGAAGAGUUUGACGACAGUGCAAGGUCUGAGGAAAGAGUUCAGCUAUGAGAAGAUUCUGAAAGAUCUGAAGAAAGAGUUCUGCUGCAAUGGCAAUGUUGUGCAUGACAAGGAGCUUGGCAAGAUUAUCCAACUCCAAGGUGAUCAGCGCAAAAACGUUUCUCACUUCCUCAUUCAGGCUGCACUUGUUAGGAAGGACCAGAUCAAGAUUCAUGGUUUUUGAUCUACUCAACCUUUCUUCUACUCAUCAACUACACCUAUGACACUGUUUCUGAAAUAAGCUAGAUGUUUGGAGUAUUUGGUCAUUUUCUUUAUGUAUGAAGGAAAAUCCCAAGAUGGAUGAUCAUAUAUGGCAUAAAUUUAUUUACUCUA
Molecule: messenger RNA, 631 nt
Organism: Vigna unguiculata (cowpea)
Lineage: Eukaryota; Viridiplantae; Streptophyta; Magnoliopsida; Fabales; Fabaceae
Product: protein translation factor SUI1 homolog pseudogene
Source: RefSeq, a predicted model, not a curated record